CACCUCCUCCACCUCCAUGGCUCACCACCACGUACAGCAAACACCAACUCAGCUAGCUAUACUCUACUCAUCUUCUCUGCCAGCUGCUACUACACCAACCAGAGCUAAUCAAGUAACAAUGGCGGGAAGAGGCAGUGCCAUGGCGGCGGUUGGUGUGCUGGUGCUCCUCUGCGUGCUCCUCCACGGCGAGAUGGCCGAGUCGGCGGUGUUCACCGUCGGCGACCGCGGCGGGUGGGGGAUGGGGGCGGGAUCGUGGGCGAACGGGAAGCGGUUCAAGGCCGGCGACGUGCUGGUGUUCAAGUACGACUCGUCGGCGCACAACGUGGUGGCGGUGAACGCCGCCGGGUACAAGGGCUGCACCGCCGCCCCGCGCGGCGCCAAGGUGUACAAGUCCGGCAACGACCGCGUCACCCUCGCCCGCGGCACCAACUACUUCAUCUGCAACUUCCCCGGCCACUGCCAGGCCGGCAUGAAGAUCGCCGUCACCGCCGCCUAGUUCUUCUUCUUCCUCGUCGUCGUCGUCUCCGUCGCCGGCAUGGCGCCAUGCCGUCCAUCUCAACCAGCUGCUUAUUAUAUCUAUAUACAAAUGUUUGUCGAUCGUGUGUGUUCUAACCACCAUCAGCUGAUUUAUAAUUCUACGAAUGAAGAAUACGAUCCAAUGCAUCUAUGCAUGCAUACACACAUGGAUCAAUAUAUAAUAGUUGUACACUUCUUUGAGUGACGGAUGUUGUAUCCGGUGAAAUUUAUAUACAUAUAAAUAUGAAUAAAAGCCACAUUAUGCAGGUUCUUGAA
Oryza sativa Japonica Group (Japanese rice) is the source of this 792-nucleotide messenger RNA. Its product is annotated as chemocyanin. Gene Ontology annotation, molecular function: electron transfer activity. The record is from RefSeq and is a predicted model, not a curated record. NCBI's taxonomy places the organism in Eukaryota, Viridiplantae, Streptophyta, Magnoliopsida, Poales, Poaceae. Gene Ontology annotation, cellular component: plasma membrane.